AUGGCUAACAUUGCACGUGUGAUUAACAGCCGGGGGCUGAAUGGAUCCUUGCCACCUUGGGCCCACUCCAUACUGAGGUCCCUGGGGAGGAGCAUUGGUCCUUUAAUGGCCAAUUUGGCAGAGAGAAGCCCAAAGUUUUUCUCGGGGAGGGUGGUGCCAGCCCAGGGGGAGGAAACCUUUGAAAACUGGCUGGCCCAAGUUAAUGGGAUCUUGCCCGAUGGGAAUAUGCCUGAGGAGGAGAAGCUCAAGCGCUUGAUGAAAACUCUCCGGGGCCCUGCCCGGGAGGUCAUGCGCGUGUUCCAGGCAACCAACCCCAACAUAAGUGUGGCAGAUUUCAUACGGGCCAUGAAAUUGGUGUUUGGGGAGUCUGAUAGCAGUGUGACUGCCCAUGGUAAAUUUGUUAACACCCUGCAGGCACAAGGGGAGAAAACGUCUCUGUAUGUGAUCCGUUUAGAGGUGCACCUCCAGAAUGCUAUUCAGGCAGGGGCCAUAGCUGAGAGAGACGCUAACCAGACUCGCCUGCACCAGCUCCUUCGAGGGGCUGAGCUGAACAGGGACCUUCGCUUCAGGUUUAAGGAGCUUCUCAGGUUGUAUGCAAAUGAGCAGGGGCAUCUUCCUGGUUUCCUGGAGCUAAUCAGGAUGAUAAGGGUAGAAGAGGAUAGGGAUGGCGCUUUUCUCAAACGCAAGCGGCCCAGAAGGUCUGAGCCAGUUCUGGAGAGGGCAGCUAACCAUCUGGCCUUACAGGGCCCCCAGCCGGUAGUGACGGGCGGUGUGAUAGAGAUAGAUGAUACCCUUGAUGACUCAGAUGAGGACGUGAUCCUGGUGGAGCCUCAGGACCCUCCACUUUCAUCCAUGGCUUCUCCUCCCCUCAGACGCAGGGCUAGACCUCAGGAUCAGGUACUCCUGGUCAAUGACUCCACCAGCAAUUCCUGGGCCCAAUCUCCUUCCACUAGUGAUGGUUCGGUGUGUAAGAAUGAUGGUACCGAGGAGAAGCGUAAGGGCAGGAAGCGAAAAUACCCCAUCCCCUGUUCUUAUUGUCACGAAGCGGGGCACACGAAAGAAACCUGUGAGGAGAGCAAUAAGGCCCAGGUUUUUGAGAAUCUGAUUAUCACCCUGCAGGAGCUGACACAUACCGAGGAGGAGCCAAAAGGGGUCCCUGGGCAACCCAAUGACCCCAGUGAACAACAGUGA
This is a messenger RNA of Orycteropus afer afer, 1191 nucleotides long. RefSeq names its product zinc finger CCHC-type containing 12 (gene ZCCHC12). The transcript has a single exon. Gene Ontology annotation, cellular component: nucleus. The record is from RefSeq and is a predicted model, not a curated record. The coding region runs from base 1 to 1191 and encodes 396 amino acids. Lineage: Eukaryota; Metazoa; Chordata; Mammalia; Tubulidentata; Orycteropodidae.